GAAGCGAGUAGUCGUGCAUCUCCGCGAGUUUCCUCGAGUAAAUAAAUAAAAAUAAAUUUUUGUAAAGUAAACCAAGAAGGUGAAAAAAAAAAAUUGGAAGUGAUUCUGCUCAAAAAAGAGAAAAAUCCCGUAAAUCCGCUUAAUUUUAAAGCAAAAAUCAAUGCAUUGAGCAUCAUUUUUAGUAGUUUUAUAUCUACUUUACUGCCUAAAAGUAGUUGAAAAUCGAUUGAAUAAUGUUCAAACGAGAUGAAUGAGCCAAAAAUAAAUAUUGAGAGGCGCCGAUUUGAAUGGCAAAGCAAUCAAAAUAAUCUGAAAAAUAAUGAAAAAUUAAAGUGUAACGAAAAAUCAGCUGAUGAUCGAAAAAAUACGAGAAAAAAUAUGAAUUCCCUUUUGUUGUUAUUAUUAUGCGGAAUAAUAUGCAAUACACAAUUCGGAUACACCCAUGGAUUAAUUGUACGAGACAGCAGUCAUAACAAUGAUAUUUUACAAAGGCACUCCUCAUCAUCAUCAGCACAUCCAAGCUCCACGAGUUUUAGUAGUCAUACAAUAAUUAAACCAAAAAUCUUUCAUGGAAUUCACAAAACUGCCUUAAAUCAUACAUUAGAAGAGAGCGGCUUACAUGCGAGCCACUUAGCACUCCAUUAUGUCCAUCAUGGAAAAAAUGUGAUAAUAGAUUUGAAUUUAAACGAUAAUCUAAUACCAAAAGGGCAUUUUAUUCGGUACCAACUACCGAACGGUGAUAAAGUAAUUAAGAAUUUUACAAAGACUGACGUUGAUUUGUGUCAUUAUCAGGGCAAAAUCCGAAAUAAUUAUAACUCACAUGCUGCCAUUUCGACAUGUAACGGCGUGAGAGGCGUCGUAUUUGAUGGCGAUGAAACGUAUUACAUUGAGAGCGGACCGCACGGAGUCAUAAAUUCCGAGCAUGUCAUUUAUAGACACUCGGAUAUGACUCAUGAGCACAAAUGUGGCUAUGAAGGCGGAAUUAAUGCGACGCACGAUCCGGAAUUGCAUGACGAGUUCAAGAGAAUGCAAAGGAUUAAACGUGCCUUACCCAACAACUACGACAUCCGUGGACCAUACAACGCCAACAAACAUUCCAGCUACGUGGAACUCCUCAUGGUAAUCGACAACAAAAUCUACAACGACAUGGACAAGAGCAUCAAGCGCGUGCAUCAGCAUUGCAAGGACAUUGUGAACAUCAUUAACGGCUUAUACGUCCCAUUAAACAUCUUCGUUGCUCUCAUCGGGGUCGUCAUUUGGAACGAAAAGAACGAAGUCGAGCUCUCCAGCAAUGGCGACACAACUCUAAAAAAUUUCCUUCAUUAUCGCAAGAAAAUUCUCGUAAUCGAGCAUCCGAACGACAAUGCGCAACUUUUGACGAAGGAAACUUUCGAAAGCGGUGUCGUUGGCAAAGCUCUAAAAGGCCCAAUUUGCACGUACGAGUAUUCGGGAGGCGUUUCAAUCGAUCACAGUCCCACAAUUGGAGUUGUUGCGACGACAGUAGCUCACGAAAUGGGUCAUAAUUUCGGCAUGGAACACGAUACGGCGGAUUGCAAAUGUGCCGAUGACAAAUGCAUCAUGUCGGCAAGUAGUUCGAGUGUUGCCCCGCGUCAUUGGAGUCAAUGUAGCAUCGAUCAACUCAAUUUGGCAUUUCAUCACGGCAUGAAUCAUUGCUUGAAAAAUAAGCCUCAGAAAUUAUUUGACUCGCCGACAUGCGGAAAUGGAUUUGUUGAGCCCGGCGAGGAGUGCGAUUGUGGUUUGCCCGAAUUUUGUGACAAUUUGUGUUGCGAUGCGGCGACUUGUAAGCUCCAAACGAACGCGACUUGCGCAACGGGCGAAUGUUGCGACUUGACAACGUGCAGUGCAAAAACCGCAGGAACGAUGUGUCGUGCGGCAAAUGGCGAAUGUGACCUUCCGGAGUUCUGUAACGGCGAUUCGGAAUAUUGUCCGUUCGAUGUUUUCAAGCGGGACUCGGAAUCUUGCGGAAAUGACAAAGCUUAUUGCUAUCAGGGCAGUUGUCGUCGUCAAACGGAUCAAUGUCGCUUGCUUUGGGGUCCCUCGGGUCAAUCCACGGAGCAAUGUUACACGAAAAAUACGGAAGGCACGCGACACGGCAAUUGCGGAUACAAUCGCCAUGAGAACGAAUAUCUCAAAUGCAAGCCGGAAGAUGCGAUGUGUGGCAUGGUUCAUUGUCGACAUUUGAAUGAACGUCUGGAAUUCGGAAUGGAAUCAGUUUCGGUACUUUCGCAUAGUUUCAUGAACUAUCAAAAUAGCAUAAUUCCGUGUAGGACAGCGAUGGUUGACCUCGGGCUGCAAACGAUGGAUCCGGGAUUGACGCCGAAUGGAGCGAAAUGCGGCGAAGGGAAAAUGUGUUUGAACCAAACUUGUAUCGCGGUUGAGACGUUGCAAAAAGACUCGCGAUUCGCCAUGUGUAAGGACAAUUGCAAUGGAAAUGGAGUUUGUAACAGUUUGGGAAAUUGUCAUUGUGAUGUAGGAUUUGCGCCGCCAUUUUGUAAUCAUCCGGGACCUGGAGGAUCGAUCGAUAGCGGGCCAGCAAGUGAUCCUGAUGAAGGAAACGGCAUCCGCAAGUUAAUUCUCGUAUUUUUCCUCGGCGUAGUUCCAACUGUCGUCAUUUUCGCCUUUUUACUCUACUACUGGAAGAAUCAUCAUCUCAUCCCGAUCCGCAAGGCGCCAACAAUACCGCCGAAACAACUUAAAACAAGUAACGGUCUCAAUUCGCCGCCCAGUUUUGGCAGCAGCACAUCACCCAACUCGCCCGACGACAUGAACUCCGCUUUGCUCAAGAAAUCCUCGUCGACCGACACAGACGCCUCAUCGCCGCCUACCGUUAACAUGUUUGGUAAAUUCCGUGGCUUUACCCUAAAACCUCUGGCACAAACAAACGGUCCCAUAACUGCAUCGGGUGCCAAUAACAUUGCUUACGUUCAUCCCGUGACUAAAACGAAUAACGCGAGUGACAAUAAUCCAGCUGCGAAAAAAGCUCCUCCCAUUCCGAAGCCUCCCGUAGUGCAACUCACGAACCCUGUGUCCCCGAAAAAAGUCAAACCUGCUCCUAAUAACGUCAAAUUUACAGAAGUUGGCAAGGUAAUCGGCGCCAAAGGUACCGAUAUUGACGAGAAACCAGCACUGCCGCCACUGAAUCCCGGGCAAACGGGACGUCCCAUCAUCUCGAGUCCCAUUUUGGAGAAUUCUACGUGCAAUCGGCAGGAAGUACAUUCACCCGUGAAGCAAUGCGAACCGAAAAUAACGAGACCAGCUCCGCCAAAACCCGCAAAAAUUGCUCAAGAAAAGAUGCAACAACGCGCUGCGAGUCCAAAAGUGCCCGAAAUUCUCGUAAAUCCGACUUUUGUCAACACGGAAAAGCCUGAAACGAAAGAAAAUGAGGUUAAAAAGCCCAAAGAAGGACAAUUAUUGAACAGAAUAACGUCAUUUUUGAAGAAAGAAGAGAAAAAUCCCGUCGUAAUUGAGACAACGGAUGAAAAUAUCAAACCCAUAAACUCUAAACCUGUCUUAAAAACGCACCGGAAGCCCAUAGAUCGCGAAAGAUUGAAGACAAUUGAGAUUUCGUGUCCUAUCCCGAUCGUAAAUGAUGCUCCAGAUACUCCUGUGUCGCCCAAAGAUGACAUGAUCAGUCGAACGCAGAGCAUGAGAGACUCCAAUACGCUCGGAAGACGUCCCAAUAAUUACGGAGCUUCGAUGCGACAAGCUGGAAAGCGUCCUCAAAGCAUCGUAGGUCGCCCAACAUUGCCUCCGCCGCCCAAACCGCCAUCUCCAGUCAAAAGUCAGACCUCUGUGAGCGAUGAAAAGCCUCCUCCUGUUCCUCCCGUGACUUAUUCGAAUCCGCCGCCCCCGAAAAAAGUCACAAUUAACGACAUCGCAACACGAAGCCCGAUGAAAUCGCCUCCUGAACUCGCUCCGUUGGCGCAUAUCAGCGAAGAAAGUUCCCCCAUGACCCCGACUGACGACAAUAUUUACGACGAAAUUGCCGAAUCGCCAUCGCCGCCGCAUACGCAUUCCACGAGCACCGAAAGUAUGGGACUUUUGGGCGAAAUUGUCUCGGAAAUGGAAAAGAAAAAUAAUUCUGAUGCACUUUACAUUGCCUCGACAUUGCGAAAAUCCAAGCCAAAUGCGAAAAAACACACGGAAAAUGUCUACGCAAACACGCCGGAAGUCGUUUCGGAGUCAGAAACGGAAGAAGAAGAGGAAUAUACGAGCCCAAAAUCCAUUGCAAGCACAACGUCGAGUGGUUAUAUGCGUCCCACGGGAUUUGCGACGCCCGUUGCUCGUGUUGCCCCGAAUAAAGUUUCGUCCCCGCCCUCAAAUGCGAGUCAGCGCAGUAGUGUAAGUAGCUUCAAAAGUCCUCCGACAAGCCCGCAGCCUCCCUCAAAUCCCGGCGAUUUGUCAAAUAUCACAUUUACGAGCCCAUUAAGUCCGAACAGCGCGAAUUUGACGCCCAGCAAACCCGAAUCGCUGCGAACUUAUAAACCGUAUCACACGACAAUCAAUCGCCCGGGUCCCUAUCUCGCUUCGAUCGCCGCAAAAACGCAAGAAAAUGACAAAAAAUCCACAAUUCGUACUCGAACGCCGUCGCCCAGUAAGAAGCAACCACUCACGAAUGGCAUUAAAAGUCCCGAUUUGAUCCCGAAAACGAAACAACCCGAUGUAAUAAGUAGCAAAACGAAACCCGCAAAGCCUGUGACGACAACAAAACCAACAAUUGUGGCUGCGAAACCGACUGUCGCUGCAAAUAAAGCCAUUGUUGCCAAAGGAAAAGUUGGAAAUGUAACAAAAACUGCUGCAACUGGAGGAAAAACGGCAUCUCAUGUGGCUUCGUUAUCGCAAAAAUUCGAAAAUGGUCCCAAAAAAUAAUUUUUAAUAGAAUUUGUACCUCAAGAACUGUCUGAAAAUUAAAUAAAAAAUUUAAUUAAUUGAAAAAUAAUAAAAAAAAUGAAAUAAAUAAAAAAUAAUGUAAGAUAGAAUUUUAAAAUGAAAAAAAUUUUUUGUACAUAAAAUGCCAAAGAAUUUUUAAUAUUAAUCAAAAAAGCGGCAAUUUUCAAAAUAAUCAAUCAAAAAAAUUUGAAGAAAAUUUUUUGUAAAUAUUGACAAUUAAUUAUUUUUUAAAAUAUUUUAUAAAAAAAAUAAUUUACGAAUAUUUUAGUUUUUAAGAAAUUAAAUUUUUGUAUAUAUUAAAAUAAUAAUUUAC
Molecule: messenger RNA, 5224 nt
Organism: Culicoides brevitarsis
Lineage: Eukaryota; Metazoa; Arthropoda; Insecta; Diptera; Ceratopogonidae
Gene: Meltrin
Product: disintegrin and metalloproteinase domain-containing protein adm-2
Exons: 8
Coding region: 247-4890 (1547 amino acids)
Biological process (GO): membrane protein ectodomain proteolysis
Molecular function (GO): metalloendopeptidase activity
Source: RefSeq, a predicted model, not a curated record